Cylindrotheca closterium is the source of this 861-nucleotide messenger RNA. Lineage: Eukaryota; Bacillariophyta; Bacillariophyceae; Bacillariales; Bacillariaceae. The record is from the annotation of a GenBank genome assembly.
AUGAUUCUAUCUAAAACCAUUCUGGCUGUGACCGCAGUCCUUGCACUCGCUGAAAUCUCGCAUGCCUCGACAGCUACAAAAAGUCUUGCUAAUGCGAAGAAAACAGUGGAAGAUAUAAAGAAAGGCACCAUCCCAGCCUUUGCUCGCAAACCAGAAGUGAUUUCGAAACCAUCAACGAUCAAGGUUUCCAAGAGUACUACUGUUGGCUUCGGAGUCUUGCUUGCAUCUACCGCUGGAUUGAUGAAUGGAGCCUGUCUCUCAGGUCUGAUUUCAGGAACGGGUCAGGCAACAACCGCUGUUACAGGAGCAUUGACAAAUGCCGGCGCUGGAUUUUCAUCCGGGAACAAUGCAAUGUCCAUCGCAUCCAUCAAGUGUCUUCUUAGCUACAUUGUUGGAUCUGCAAUCGCUGGAGCCUUCGUUCCUCGACCAGUGGCAUUUGAACUGAGAAAUCCUGGAAGUGCAGCUCUCUCGUUCGUGUGUGCAGCUAUCUCUUUGCUCAUUGCGGCAAUGAAGGCCAAAGCAGGUGAUGGGACUUUUAUUUUCUUCAGCUUAGCUGCCAGCGGUAUUCAAAACAGUAUGACAUCCACAUUUUCAGCUAAUCUGUGCCGAACCUCGCACUUUUCUGGGACAACAUCUGAUAUUGGAACUUUGCUCGGUCAACUCUUGAGAGGCAAUGUUGAAAGUUUGCCAAAAUUGAAAGUUCUAAGUCUCUUAUUCCUCUCCUUCUGGGCGGGCGCUUUCGUUUCCGUCCCGCUGGGCAAGGCCUAUGCACAUAACACCUUCUUGAUUGCCGCAGGAAUCUACCUUGCUGUGGCGUCCGCUAUUGCAAUGAGCUCUCAAACUCGCGUAAAGACCGAAUAA